Otolemur garnettii (small-eared galago) is the source of this 816-nucleotide messenger RNA. Its product is annotated as gap junction alpha-4 protein-like. Gene Ontology annotation, cellular component: connexin complex. The record is from RefSeq and is a predicted model, not a curated record. The transcript has 2 exons. Gene Ontology annotation, biological process: cell communication. Lineage: Eukaryota; Metazoa; Chordata; Mammalia; Primates; Galagidae. The coding region runs from base 1 to 816 and encodes 271 amino acids.
AUGGGUGCCUGGGACUACCUCUUGUACCUGUUGAACGAGGUCAAGAAGAAUUCUAAUGUGGUAGGCAAGAUCUGGCUGACGGUGCUCUUCAUCUUCCGCAUCUUCAUCCUCCAGGUGGCUGGCAAGUCCGUGUGGGGUGACGAGCGGUCCGAUUUCAACUGUAACACGGCUCAGCCGGGCUGCACCAAUGUCUGCUAUGACCAGGCCUUCCCCAUCUCCCACAUCCGCUACUGGGUGCUGCAAUUCCUCUUUGUCAGCACCCCCACCCUGGUCUACCUGGGCCACAUCCUGUACCUGUCUCCAAAGAAGGAACAGCAGCAGCAGAAGGAGAGGGAGCAGCAGGAACCACAGGUGGAAGAGGCACUGGUACCAAAAGAUGGUUGCCUGCGGAUCCCUGGAGCACUGACGAGAACUUAUGUGGCCACUGUGCUCUGUAAGAGCAUGCUAGAGGCAGGCUUCCUCUAUGGCCAGUGGCGCCUCUAUGGCUGGACCAUGGAGCCUGUGUUUGUGUGCCAGCGAGCACCCUGUCCCUACCUCGUGGAAUGCUUUGUCUCUCGCCCCACAGAGAAGACCAUCUUCAUGAUCUUCAUGCUAGUGAUUGGUCUCAUCUCCCUGGUGCUGAACCUACUGGAGCUGGUGCACCUGCUGCGUCUAUGCUUCAGCCAGGAGAGGAAGGCCCGCCAGAAUGCCCCCCCCAUCCCUGUGAAGAGCAGCCUGGUCCCUCCUCAGAACAGUUCUUCUACCUCUUCCCCAUGGGCCAGAAGCCCUCAUCCCCAUCAUACCCCACCUACAAUGGCUUCUCAUUCAGUGAGCUGA